CGCAAAUCACACGCAACGCCAUAAGUGUAUGUCUGCACUGCACCUUACCACACAAGCACGGCCACUUGUCACUCUUGAAGGGUUCGAUCCGCAGGGCAUCCGUGAGCACAGCCAAUUACUGGCUGAUCUAUUAAAAGUCCUUACGACGAGAAAGGCAGCCUUGCGCCCGCCAUGUUAACAUUGCAUUUCACAUGUGGCCAUUCUCUGACGAAAGGUAACAUUCUUGUGAGGGUUGGUUGAAUAGCCUCCAGUUCUGAAGGACGAGGGAUUACGUCACCCCACUUCCUGGCGAUCGUGAACUCGAAGACUCACCACCGAGAAACUUCUACCAUUCACACCACAGUUAGAUCUUAACAUCAACAUUUUCGCCUGCAGCAAUCAAACUCCACCAUCACAGCUGGAUCGUUGACGCCCAUGCUAAGACGCAUCGCCGUCCGUCCUCGCAAAGCAAUACACCUCUCUAUUCGACCAUCAGCAUCACCUCUGCGAGCAUCAACACCCCCAAUCAGCAAGAUGCUCCACUCCGCCUCAACCCCAGUAUCAGCAGACACUUCAUCCAAGAAGAUCUUCGCCCCGACUUCAAACUCGGAAGACCCCGGCCACGCCACGCAAUACACAAAAGGCGCACUGGACCGCAGCGACCUCCUUCCCUCGCCUACCGACCAGUUUCACGCCUGGUUCUCCUCAGCAUCCGAAUCCGGCGUCUAUCAACCCGAAACCGUAACCUUGAGCACGUGCUCGCUGCCCUCGGGCAAAGUCUCAGCACGCAUGGUCUACAUGAAAGAGCUGGACAGCCGCGGCUUCGUCAUCUACUCCAACUGGGACACGUCCCGGAAAGCCGCCGAUGUAGCUAGUAACCCGCACGCGGCGCUCACAUUCUGGUGGCGCGAGUUGGAGCGGCAAGUCCGCGUUGAGGGACGCGUCGAGCGCCUGACGAGCGAGGAGAGCCAGGUGUACUACGACACGCGGAUCCGGGGGAGCAGGAUUGGCGCGUGGGCGAGUCAGCAGAGCAAGGUGCUGCAGGGGCGUGAGGAGCUGGAAAAAAGGGUGGACGACGUGGAGAAGAGGUUUGAGGGGCGUGAUGAGAUUCCUGUGCCGGAGUUUUGGGGCGGCCUAAGGGUUGUGCCAGAGGUUAUGGAGUUCUGGCAGGGCAGGCCGAGUCGGUUGCAUGAUCGGUUUAGGUAUGAGUGGGUGGAGAAAGAGGAUGGUGAUGGGGAGUGGAAGAUUGACAGAUUGAGCCCGUAAUGUGAACAAGAUCAUAGGGAUUGAGAUGGAAUAGGGAAAUUAUAUUCUGAUUCUUUUGCGAAUCUUGAUAGGAAUCACAAACGCUAGUACAACGCCAAUGCAG
Molecule: messenger RNA, 1348 nt
Organism: Didymella exigua CBS 183.55
Lineage: Eukaryota; Fungi; Ascomycota; Dothideomycetes; Pleosporales; Didymellaceae
Product: pyridoxamine 5'-phosphate oxidase
Exons: 1
Coding region: 415-1245 (276 amino acids)
Biological process (GO): pyridoxine biosynthetic process
Molecular function (GO): FMN binding; pyridoxamine phosphate oxidase activity
Source: RefSeq, a predicted model, not a curated record